Molecule: messenger RNA, 977 nt
Organism: Camellia sinensis
Lineage: Eukaryota; Viridiplantae; Streptophyta; Magnoliopsida; Ericales; Theaceae
Source: RefSeq, a predicted model, not a curated record
AAUACAAUCAAUAAUAAUACAUUAGUUAUUUUACAUGGUAUCAGAGCUAUAGGUUAAGCUCUUGGUGUUCUUCGCCUUCCGGCGGGCGGCAACCUUGCCUUGACCGCCCGCCGGAUCUCAACCAAUUGAAACCUCCAUCAACUCCAGCAAGAGGCUCACAGGAAAUGAUCCAUACCAACAAACAUCGAUUGAUACGAGCUAGGAUAUUCUCAGAUGACAUGAUCACCACGGGUAUUUCUCUCAAAGUCAAUGACUCCUUCUUGAGCAGUUCAUAUCCAGUCAUUCCAGCCAUUGAAUCCGACGGAGCUCUUCUCUCCAUCCAAACCGAGAUACUGCAGAGCUCUGCUUCCACUCUCCUCUUCUCCAUCCUCUGCAUCGGCGUCUUCUCCGUUGCACACUCCGCUCACUCCCACUCUCACGCCGCCGCUCCGGCGCCGGCCGUCGACUGCACCACCCUGGUCCUCAAGAUGACCGACUGCCUCUCCUACGUCACCAACGGCAGCACCGUCAAGAAGCCGGAGGGAACUUGCUGCUCCGUCCUCAAAACGGUGCUCACAUCUAACGCCGAGUGUCUCUGCGAAGCAUUCAAGAACAAUGUUCAGUUCGGUAUCACUUUGAACAUUACCAAGGCCUUGGCUCUCCCCACUGCUUGCCAUCUCUUUCUCUCCUAUCAUACACAGAAGGAGAUGACAGACAGCACGCCACCGUCCCACAUGCACUUUAUGAUGCAACUAUUUUUUUAAUCCAUCCACUCAAAGCCUUCUGCGCAUAGCAUUCCAGCAACCAAGAAUGGUUGAAAGAAACAUCAAGCUCCACUCACCACCCUUUUUUACUUUUCUUCUUUUAUUUCUUUAUUUUUUUCUUUACAUCACUUUACACCCACUCUCUCUCCUCACUUUGCAUCCACCGCCCAAACUUUUUUUUUAAUUAUAAAGCUUAUUGGUGCACUCCUUGUUCCCCACUUUCGUUAUUUUCUA